AUUUAAACUAUAGUUAUAGUUAAUUAUAAGAUAAUUAAAAUAGUCGAACAAAAAUAUUUGAAAGAAGUAACUAAAACCAUGACUAAGUGAACAACCAAAGUUUUUAAAAAUAAAAAGUAUUACUUAAAAGAUGUACAGCUGAAAACCGGUAUUAAAUAUAAAGAUAAAAUCAAAAUUAUGAAAAAAAGCUGAAUAAAUAUACAAAAUAAAAUCACGAACAGAAAUUAAACAGUAACGUUUACAGUGCAAAAACAAGGUGCUUGCUAAAAACCAAGUUCUUAUUUAUAAAUGCUUGAAUUACCUCGCCGAAAUGUGUUUUUCUUUGAUUGAUUUGCGAAUGUAUUUUUAUCCUCGACAAUUACAAUUUACCUAAUUUAAUUGGCCUCGGGCAUUGCCGUGGACUUAAAAACAGAAAUGGAUUCUCCGGGUGUGGGAUUAUCAUCCACCAGGAGCAACUUAAAGAAGCUGAAAAACUAAACCUAAACGCCGCCAUUGCCUUAAAUCUCGAAAGAGAAACCCACAACAGAAUAACAGAAGGGAAGGAUUUAAAACGAGCUUACUAGUCAACGAAUUUAGCAUCGCAGGUGCAGCCAACCGCCAUUGCUCAACUUGAAUUAAUUUCCGGAAGAGAGGAGCCACCACCACGAAACCAAUGACCACACGCCUUGCACCGCAGCGCCAGUUCAUCAUCUCGACGCGCUCCGCCAUCGUGGAUGCCGCCUCGCCGCCGCAGGAUUCAGUCGAGGAGCAUCAGCAGCAGCAGCUGACCGUCGAGGUGGAGAGCGCCGCCGCCACCGGAACAAUCGCCGCCAGCACCGCCAACAGCACCACCUCGCCACCGCAUCCCGAGGAGUUUGAGUUCUGCACGGAGGAUGGAGUCGUGGUUUCCGCAACCCUGGAGGAUGUCAUGACACAGGUAAAACUUCUCCCCCUCUUGCAGAACUGCCAACUCUUGCAGAAGAAACUAGACGACGAGGACUCCACGGGAGCGGGAGCCACUGCAGCCGAUCAGCUGGAGGUGAUCCGCGUGGUGCUGCCCAUGGAUGCCGACGACUCCAGCAGCGAAGCCCAUCUCCAUGGGCACGUGGUGAACAGCAGCAGCGACGCCAUCGGCACCAUAACCACCACGGAGCCCAACGGCACCACCGUGACCCACUCGAUUCCCAUCCACAGCAUGGCCGACCUGGAGGCCAUCAAGGAUGGCGUGGAUCUGGCCCAGCAGGUGGCCAAUGGCCAGGUGACCGUGGUGCAGGCCACCGAAGAUGACGAUGGAACGCCCUUCAUCACAGUCACAGUUUCGGGCCAGGAGCAGAACUACCAAGUGCAAUAUGUGGACUCGGAGCUGUACCAUAGCAACUCCAGCCAGACGCAAAUGACGUAUCCGUUUUGCCCGGUGGGCGAUUACCAGGGCAACGGGCAGACGGCCUACUACUCGACCACAGGUCAGUACGGAGCCACCUCGUCCGGCGGGGGCUCCUCGAAUGGCGCCCACUCCACGACGCUGCCGUAUCUGGUGCCCGUGGAGGAGGGCAUCCUGCUGAACGGGUCCGCGCACUCGAUGUCGCAGUCGCAGCAGUCGCAACAGUCGCAGCAGUCGCAGUCGCACGGCGGACGCGACUCGCCGCACAGCCUGACGGUGAGUAGCAGGGAUUGGGAGCGGGAUGCGGACCGGGUGAACGGAACUAAUCGCCACUGGGUGCAGGAGGUCGCGUACAUCCAGGAGGCGCAGAGCACGCCCCAGACGCCCACAUCGACGACGACGACGCACUCGGCGAGCGGCGGCAGCCUGGGAACGGGCGGCGGUGGCGCCUCCCCGGAUUCCGACCAGAGUGCCCUCGGCAGCAGCAACAAGAUUGCCUCGGCAACGAUCAAGUGGCUGUCGCGCAACUACGAAACGGCGGACGGGGUGAGCCUGCCCAGGAGCACGCUGUACAACCACUAUAUGCAGCACUGCAGCGAACACAAGUUGGAGCCGGUGAAUGCGGCCAGCUUUGGCAAGCUGAUACGCUCCGUGUUCUCCGGACUGCGCACACGUCGCCUGGGCACGCGCGGCAACUCCAAGUACCACUACUAUGGCAUCCGCAUCAAGCCCGGCUCCCUGCUGAACAGCCAGGCGAUGGACGACAAGCAGCUGCUGGCCGCCGGCUACGGGCAAUCCUCCGAUGGCUCCGGCUCUGGCACCGGUGGUCCGGGCUCCAUGGUCAACGUGACCAGCAGCACCGUGGGUCAGCUGGGCGGAUCCCAUGGACUGGGCGGCGGCCAGGGACAACGGCACAGCGGCGGCACCAAGAAGCACACCUUCAAGCCGGAGACCUACGAGGCGUGCAUUCAGUACAUUGGAGAUGGCAGCAGUGCCCUGCCCUCUUUCCCGGCCAUCGAGCUGAACCACAGUUUCAACAGCGAACUGACUCUGGAGGACGUGGACACAUUUAGGGCCUUGUACCGCGAGCACUGCGAGUCCUUCCUGGACGCCGUGCUCAACCUGGAGUUCAACACCGUGGAGUUCCUGCUGCGGGACUUCUGGCGGGCCAGCGACAAUAACAACCUGGACGAGUGCGAGGAGGAGAAGUACUUGAGCAAGACGAAGCUGUAUCUGCUGUGCCACUGCGCAGAAGUGCAGAAGUUCGUGCGAGAGGUGGACUACCAGUUCUACCAGAACACCGUCGAUGUCAUCAUACCGGAUGUACUCCGCUCCAUACCGAACGCCUUGACCCAGGCCAUCCGGAACUUCGCCAAGAACCUGGAGAUCUGGCUGUGCGAGAGCAUGCUGGGCGUGCCGGAGCAACUGGCUCAAAUCAAGACCAGUGCCGUCUCGGCCUUUUGCCAAACACUGAGGCGCUACACCUCGCUGAAUCACCUGGCGCAGGCAGCGCGAGCCGUGCUCCAAAAUGGCGCCCAGAUCUCCCAGAUGCUCAGCGAUCUCAAUCGCGUGGAUUUCCACAAUGUUCAGGAGCAAGCUGCGUGGGUGAGUCAGUGUGCCCCCGCCGUGGUGCAGCGUUUGGAGAACGACUUCAAGGCAGCCCUGCAGCAGCAGAGUUCCCUGGAACAGUGGGCCAGCUGGCUGCAACUGGUGGUGGAAUCGGCCAUGGAGGAGUACAAUGGGAAGCCCACUUACGCCAGGGCCGCUCGCCAGUUUCUGCUCAAGUGGAGCUUCUACAGCUCGAUGAUCAUCCGGGACCUGACUCUGAGAUCCGCCUCCAGUUUCGGAAGCUUCCACCUGAUCCGCCUGCUGUUCGAUGAGUACAUGUUCUACCUGGUCGAGCACAAGAUCGCGGAGGCACAGGAUAAAACAGCCAUUGCGGUCAUUUGCGAAAGGAUGAAGAAGGACAUGGACUUCGAGUUCGAGUGCCAGUUUGCCUACAUCACCAGCGACACGGAGCAGCAGACGACACUCAGUUCGGCCAGCAGUGGCGGCGAUGUUGGCAACGAGGCCAAGCGACUGAAGCAGGAAUGAGGUACCCAGAUUUGGAUACGGACGCAGUGGCUGGCAUUGACCGGAGUAAUCGUAGUGUUUAUCUAGCCAGUAAUCGUUGUCCCCGUCAGUGUGCACCCCCCGCAGAUCCCCAGUCCCGCAGCUCCAGUCGCCACCAUUCAUUCAGCUCUGCAUUUAAUGUUCGAACCGUGUUGUAUAUCCGUAACCGUACCGUAUCCGUGUGCUAGUUUUUAGCCCUAAGUUCCCGAACACAACCAACGUAGUCAGUCGAAAUUUUAGUGUCUAGUUUUAGGCAGGGUCCGGACUCGUGUACAGUGAAGGCACUCUUGGAAGGACACUAAUGGAAUUAUUAGGAGGAUCAAAAGCAUUAGGAACUCAUUUCUGUUACUACAGUUUUUGGUAGAACUUAAAUGUCAUUGUAAAACCGAAACAAUUAUGAUUACCAGACUGAUAAACGAGUCACUCACAAUAUUUUGUGUUUCCACUGACACCGACUAUAAGAAGAUUUUUGAAGAAGGUAGCUGACCAUCCAAGGGAGCUUUAACUGGAUUCUUUAGAGUACUGGACUGCCCCCGCAUCGAAGUGAAGAGCCGUCCAGAAAGCAAGCAAGUUGAAAGCCAGCUCGGCAGCAGUUCGCCUGGCCUUGUCUGUCCUGAUCUGUAUUCGUAGGAUACGUUUUAGUUUAAGUACAUGUGCAUUAAUAAUUGUAACCAACUGUCUACUUACUAUAACGAUGGGUUCGGAGGUGGCAUCAGUUUUGUCUGGUUUCAACAAACGAUCUUGUAUAUCAUAGCGCACGGCGCACCCCACACACCACCACAAACACCACCCACACACACACAAGUAGUCAUGACACCCCACACGCACACUCAGAGAAAUUAGUCAGGGGGUCUAUAGAUUAUAGCUCACAUCGAACAGCUUGCUCAAGUCCAAAAAGGAACACCCAGCUCAAAAACCCAAACCUAAGCUAAGUAAACAACAGGCCUUAAAUGUGCAAAGAUCAACACUCAAUUUUGAAACAAUACAAUUUACCAUACCUAUAUAUUAAUUAUAUAUAAAGAUACAUACACGAUACAUAUGUAUAUUUUAACUACAAGGAAUCAUUUUAAUACGAAGCAUGUAUUUUAACAAAGGCGCUUAUCAGAGUAUUUUAUGCCAUUUUGGGCAAGAGUACAAGCAGCAAGCGAAGCAGUUUUUUUAAGUCAACUAACUAGCAUUAGCCAACUGAAAGGGGUUAAUGUCACCCAACUGUCUAGUCCUAAAGCACACAUCUGAAAUAAAUGCUCUGUAUGGCACAAGAAUCGACGAUAAUAUACCUAUGGUUCCCAUUCGGGGAACUGGUUCUGCUCAAAUUGCAAAAUGCUUAUCUAGCAUCUAAGUUCUAUUGGUUGUUGAAAAUAUGAGUAAAUCGAAAACUGAAAUUUUAAAAUGUCGAACUAUUUAUGUAUGUGAAAUAAAAAC
Molecule: messenger RNA, 4894 nt
Organism: Drosophila ficusphila
Lineage: Eukaryota; Metazoa; Arthropoda; Insecta; Diptera; Drosophilidae
Gene: Rfx
Product: DNA-binding protein RFX2
Exons: 10
Coding region: 653-3454 (933 amino acids)
Biological process (GO): regulation of transcription by RNA polymerase II
Molecular function (GO): DNA-binding transcription factor activity, RNA polymerase II-specific; RNA polymerase II cis-regulatory region sequence-specific DNA binding
Source: RefSeq, a predicted model, not a curated record